AUGCAAGACGUUACUUCACUGCCAACAUUUAAUGAGAACGGAGGCCGAAAUUCAUGCAUUGAAGAAACUGAUUAUGAAAUACAAUCAAAACCAACAACGCCACAGUUAGAACAACAACUAGGUCAGCCUUUUCUACCUCCAUUAAGAUACGAUCAUGUACUUAAUCAUAAAAUACCACAACGACAAACGAAAUUACAUAACUAUGCACCGCCAGUUUCUGAUCGCGAAGGUUGGUGGCGUAUUACAAUCAAGGAUUCACCAAAUCCUGGUACAUAUGAUACACAUUUAAAUACGUUCAUUAAAGAAAUGAUAUCUCGCCCAAUGACCUAUGGUUUUAAAAGUGACGGACGACGACGUGAUCCACAACCAUUAGAACCUAAAGGAAAAUUUCUACUACCCGGGGCAUAUUCAGUAGAAGAUUUUGUUGAAAGAAUGCAUCAACUUCGACUUUCCUAUGGUUUCAAAGGUCCUGACCGACAAGGUCUUUUAGACAAAUCCAUGGCAGUUAAUCAAGAUAAGAAUAUCGAUGUUCCACCAGGAUUAUAUGAAACACAAAAAUAUCAAACAUUUGAUAGUGCUGUUGAAUCGAGCAGACACAGCGUUUUUAAAUCGAAAACUACACGUAAAAUAUUUCUUCCAAAAAUUGGUCCAGCACCUGGCGAUUAUGAACCGAAAACUAGUGUGACCAAUGAGCAUAGUCCAAACAUAACAUCCGCAUUUCGUAGUAGUACGAAUCGCUUUCAUGUAAAAUUAUCAAAAAUACCUGGCCCAGGAACUUAUGAAAAAUUGGCGAAUUUUCCUCCACCAAAACAACUCAAUAAAUUAUCGAUGCGUGGAGUAUUUUUUAAUGCUAACUUUGCAAAUCAAGCGACAAAUCCUAUUUAA
Molecule: messenger RNA, 885 nt
Organism: Rotaria socialis
Lineage: Eukaryota; Metazoa; Rotifera; Eurotatoria; Philodinida; Philodinidae
Source: the annotation of a GenBank genome assembly